ACACUGGGAUAUGGAGCUCAAGGAGGACGCUUCGACGUCUGCCGGCGGCGGAGGCGGCGCCGUCAGACGGUCGCCUACGAAGGUGAGAAUCAUAGAGACACAGUACGUGCAGGCCGACAAGCGGGACUUCAAGUGGAUUGUGCAGAGGCUGACGGGGAAAGAGUCAUCGACCACGGCAACGGCGGUGGCGGGUGCAGAGAAUAUUGCAUUAGAUGUGGCGGCGGAUAGAGGCACAGCCGCCGCCUCUACUACCGGCACGGAGAGUAAAAAGAAUCCGGCGGUGGCUGGAGUUGACGGAGGAGUAGAGCAGGGAUGGGAGAGAGGUGCGCCUGCAGAUUGUUCAUUUAUAGAUGAAUUAAUGGAGAUGCUGCGAGAUUAAUUAAGGUGUAUUGUUUUACACAUAAUUAAUUUGUUUUUCA
Zingiber officinale is the source of this 419-nucleotide messenger RNA. RefSeq lists its product as uncharacterized. The record is from RefSeq and is a predicted model, not a curated record. Lineage: Eukaryota; Viridiplantae; Streptophyta; Magnoliopsida; Zingiberales; Zingiberaceae. The transcript has a single exon. The coding region runs from base 11 to 379 and encodes 122 amino acids.